Molecule: messenger RNA, 210 nt
Organism: Prorocentrum cordatum
Lineage: Eukaryota; Dinophyceae; Prorocentrales; Prorocentraceae
Source: the annotation of a GenBank genome assembly
GUGGAGAAGGAGAUGGUGGAAGAGGCCCUGGACGAGGCCAAGUCCGCCACUCCCGAGCGCAUGAAGGAGCUGGAGAAGGCCUUCGAGGAUGCCCGCAAGGAUCUGCUGCAGCUGGUCUCCAUCAAGCAGGCGGCGCGCUUCGCCCCUGUGAUCAAGCACUGCCAGGACUCGCUGCGGGAGAUCACCGAGCGGGCCGAUACCCACGCGGAG